This is a messenger RNA of Diplodia corticola, 1878 nucleotides long. RefSeq names its product histidine acid phosphatase. Gene Ontology annotation, molecular function: phosphatase activity. Bases 1 to 1878 code for a protein of 625 amino acids. NCBI's taxonomy places the organism in Eukaryota, Fungi, Ascomycota, Dothideomycetes, Botryosphaeriales, Botryosphaeriaceae. The transcript is spliced from 2 exons. The record is from RefSeq and is a predicted model, not a curated record. Gene Ontology annotation, biological process: dephosphorylation.
AUGGACAUAAAGCGAGACAUGAAGCCCAACGGUGCUCCAAAGAGGGUCGCUCCCCUGACCGUCCUUCUGCUGGCCGCAUCCUCCAUCUUUCUCUUGCGGAGCAUCGGCAUACCAUUAUUGGGUCAGCACUCAACGCCAACGUCGCAUCCGCUUUCGACCGUGGGAACCAUGUCGGUUGCCGCCGCCCUAUCGCUGAACAGCUCUGUCUCCGGAUGGCAUCCCCCGAAGUCGACAUGGAUCACAGACCUGGACGACGUUAUCAACGGGACUGGUGUGCACGGCUUCGUUUUCAACGGCUCGCAGCUCCCGGAUGGCGUGCCGUAUGGCACCUACAACUGGUGCAACAUGCCGCAUGUCCGGGCCUCCGAGUAUCCCAAGCUUGCAAGUGAUGAGUAUCAACUGGAGUAUGUGGAGGUGAUACACCGCCACCACAAGCGUACGCCCUACGCCUCUAAUACCUUCCCCGUCGAACCAUAUCCUUGGUCCUGCUCCGACUCCGGUCUCUUCUACUCGGGCGCCCCUCUCAACCCCCAAGGCAACGCCUCAGCCCGCACCUACUGGAGCGUCUACACCAGCCCCUCCAAUCCCUUCUCCGCAAGCGGCUUCAACGGCACCUGCCAGUUUCCCCAACUCACGCGAGGCGGACUCGACGACUCCUGGCAGCACGGGCGUGACCUCUGGGGCGUCUACCACGACUUGCUCUCCUUCCUACCAUCCGACGACCCCCUCUCCGCCAUGGAAUUCCGCGUCACCAACAACGUCAUCACCUCCCAAGUCGCCUCUAUGCUCAUCGCCGGUAUGCUCUCCCGCUCCUCCCCCCGCUCCUCACAAGACGACGACGACGACGACGACGCCGCCGCCGCCCCACCAGCCGCCUCCCUCCCAGACGCCGCCCCCAUCCCCCUCAAAGUCCAACCCUCCUCCAUCGACUCCCUCGAACCCACCUACCCCUGCCCCGCCGCCUCCGCCCUCCUCUCCCUCUACGGCCCCGGCAGCAACGCCUCCUCCUCCUCCUCCCUCUGGCACGCCCACCUCGCCGCGUCGCGCCCGCUCUUCGCCGCCCUCGACGCCCUCUCCGGCGUCGCGCCCGACACCAACAGCACCAACGCCGACGAGUGGCACCAGUCCUGGGACCACUACUUCGACAACCUCUCCGCGCGCCUCUGCCACGCGAAGCCCCUGCCGUGCAACGGCAGCAGCAGCAACGACAGCAGCCGCAGCAGCGCCAACGCCAACGACGACGACGACGACGACGACGACAGGGAGGAGGAGGAGAAGGAAGAAGAAGAAAAAGAAAAACAGCACUGCGUCACCGCCGCGCAAGCCGCAUCCGUCUUCCGCCUCGGGCAGCACGAGUACGCGACGGUCUGGCGCGCGGCGCCCGAAGGCCUUGCCGUGGCGGCCGCCGCGUACGGCGUCUGGGUGGCGGAGGUGGCGGCGAACAUUCGCGCUGCUGUUGCUGCUGCUACUAUCGGAAAGAGGGGGCCCGCGCCGGCGGGGGCGGUCAGGUACCGGCACAACGUCGCGCACGAUGGGAGCGUGGCGCGGCUGUUGGCGCUGCUGCAGGUGGAUGUGAUGGUUUGGCCGGGCAUGGGGGCCGAGGUCGUGUUUGAGGUUUACACCAAGAAGAGGGCGGAGAAGGAGAGGGAGGAGGAGACGGAGGCGGAGACGGAGACGGGGGAGGGGAAGGGGAAGGGGGAGGGGGACAAGAAGGCUUACGUUAGGGUGUUGUGGGGUGGCCGGGUGCUGCGGAGCUCGCAUCCGCAUCUGGGCGGUGCGUUGGACGGGAUGCUUGAUGCGGAUGUGUUGCUGGCGUAUUUGGAUGGGUUGGUGGGCGAGGGCGCGAGUAGGGUGCCUGGGUUGUGCGGGUCCGAGUGA